UUAACUUUGUUAGGAUCAACAAACAAUAAAUAAGAAAUUGGCGUUGAUGUAAAAUGUAUGGAAAACGUUAAAGAGAUCAUUGGAGAUGACGACGUAACAAUAAUAUAUAGUAAAUGGGAAGAAGGCAAAAGCCUCAUCAAUCAUAAACAUAAGAGAUCGCAGAUGAAGAUGAUGAUGAGCCCAAUUGUGAGAUCACUGAGUUUCCUUGUUGCCUACUCUUCACUUUUCAUUCUAGGGUUUUGUAAUGAUGAUGAUUCUUCUUCUUCUAAACAUGCUGUUGCAGCAGAGUCAGAGUCUCAAACUCAAAGAAGCAGUGGUUCUUUUACUAUGAUUAUGCUUAUUACUGUCUUUAUUGCGCUUGUCGUAUUUUCUUUGUUAUCUUUUUUACUUUUUAAGUUAUGGCGUAAGAAGAAAAGGGAAGAGCAAUAUGCUCUUCUUUUGAAAUUGUUUGAAGAGGAUGAUGAGUUAGAGCUUGAACUAGGCCUUAAAGAUUGAUUCACCCACCCUUAUGUAUUUCUUUCUACUUGUAUUCUAUUCUAUUCUAUUCUAUUCCAUCAUUAUUAAUU
This is a messenger RNA of Trifolium pratense (red clover), 566 nucleotides long. RefSeq lists its product as uncharacterized. Lineage: Eukaryota; Viridiplantae; Streptophyta; Magnoliopsida; Fabales; Fabaceae. The transcript is spliced from 2 exons. Bases 58 to 495 code for a protein of 145 amino acids. The record is from RefSeq and is a predicted model, not a curated record.